AGAUAACGUCGGCAGUCAAUCGUGAAGGCCCGGUGGGGCUCCGUAUCUGCAGCAAAAAAAUAUAUAUAUACUCCUGUAAAUCAAGCCAAGUCUCAUCUGGGACACCCUAGCCUCCAACAGGCAGCCAGUUUAGUUCCAGAAAGCAGCUCCUGCCUAUGUGAGUACAUGGACUCACCUUCAAUACUACCCUGAUCAGCUUGUACUGGGCUAUCUGGAGCUUCCCCUUCCUAAGUUAAGAUAAGCCCCCAAACCAGGAAGUACUAGCGUAGUCAAAAUGGCAUUGAAUGAGGGCAGUAGCUAGCACUUACAUGGAGUCCUUAUCAAGCAGCUUGGACUUUCUAGCCAAAAACUUAGUCCUGGCAUUAACCUUCCCUAGCACUUUAUUGGCCACCCUCUCACCUCCCAAACUUCCAUCAAGGAUGCAUCCCAGGUAGCUAACAGAGGUUUUAGUAGUCACCCCCUAACUCCACUCUGAUUUCAGAGAACCUACUCAAUUUAGGUCUGGAUCCAAAAAGAAUGGCCUCAGUUUUCCCUAAGUGCAGAGAGAGCUUAUUAUCUCCAAGACAUUUUCUAAUGUUAGUAUGCUCUCCAACAUAGUUUUACUUUUGUGAGACUCCAGAAGUGUAGUCAUUCGCAUAAAGGAAAAUAACCUUUCAUAUCGUUAAUAUACACUAAAAACAGUAGAGGCCAAAGCACGCUCCCCUGCGGAAUGCCACAACUCAUUCGUUUUGCCUGAGACAGUGAACCAUUAACCUCUACUACUUGCUCCCUACCUGAUAAAUAGGACUUUACCCAGCCUAGCAGGAUGCUGCUUAACCCCAGUGCCUCCAUUUCAGAGAUUAGGAGACAGUGGUUAACUCUAUCAAAGGCCUUUUGUAGGUCAAGCAGUACCAUUCCACAGAGAUUUCCCUCAAUCUCUUUCCUGAUGAAGUCAGUCAAGUAAAGUAGACAUGAAUCGGUGGAGUAUGUUUUUCUAAAACCUGAUUGAGAAUCAUACAUUAGACUAUGUUGACAUUCAUAAAUUUGCUCAUGUACAACUCUCCAGGAUCUUUGAUGUUACACUGGGGAUAGAUACCGCCCUAUAAAUCCCAGGUUCAGACUUUAUCCCCUUCUUAUACAGGGGUAUACCUUUAGCUUGUUUCAUAUCCCUGUGAAAGGUGCCUUGUUCAAGAGAGAGAUUAACAACAUACAUGCUUAAUACAAGGGCCAAUUUGCUCAGCAGAAUCUAUAAGAAACCUUGCAGGAAUAUUAUCCAGGCCUGUGGCUUUGGAGCAUUUAAGCUCUGCUAGCAUACUGACUAUUUUGGCUGUUGCUACCUUUGCAAAAGUUAGUUUGGCUGUACCCCUAACUCUGCAUAAUAAUUCUUGACUUGGUUGUUUCUAUGCUAGCCAGUUUGCCAGUCCGGACGGGCGUUCAACACAAGAGGUGGCUAGCCUAUAACACAGCACACAAUCCCAACAACACCCAAACAAUGGCUAGAGUUCAAGGAGAGAGCUUAAAGACUAACCUGAGGGUGGUGGCUCCUGCUUCUACCUCUUCUGGUGUCAUUGGGUCACAACGUGGGAGGCUGAAUAUUAGGACGGACGCAGACAAGCCGUACACCUGUUGCACGUGUUGGAGCGGUUCGUUAGGGCAAAAUAUUUGAAGGAACACCAGACCGUUGACAACAAGGAGAGGCUCUUCAGGUGCAAACUAUGAGCUUCACCUUCUUGACUAACCUUAUCAGACAUAGGAGUGUCCACAAUGGGCGAAAUAGGAGCAGUGUGACUUGAGAUGUGCACAGGGGCUAUCUGGGAACCAUAAUGUAACUGACAUUUAAUCCUAUAAAACCGUUUUUCCAGGUUACCUUUUUUCAGGUUCUCUCGAAAUCACACUUUUAAAAAAAAAUAGAAAAACAACAUUUUAUGUAAAGUCCACCUGAGGUCUGGGAAAAAUAGAAGAUAUUUAGAUUUGUUUGGGUGUAGGUACCGUUUAAUGCAAAUGUGCACCAGCAAGAUAUAUUUUGGUUGUGAUGUUUCUGUAGCGCUCAUGUGAUUGCAGAGUUUGCUAAACAAAUGGCCACUGGAUUUAUGCAAAUAAUCAGGUAGUCAUAGGCUACAUUGUAGUUAACAUUUAAAUUAGGUUUUUGGUUAAGCCUUUCCAUCUCUAUCAGAAGGUUAUCAUUAACAUAAUCGCUAACCGCUACACAAAGUGUAGGCAUGGGCGCACACACACACGGGCAUUCCUGUUUCAGGAAGUCGUAGGAAAAUACGAAUCACUGAUACCUUUUAAAUAUCGUUGAAUUACGUUUUAAUAUAUGGAUUAUGUGACACCGUCCGAUUUUAUAGGGCUCUACAUAUCAUGUGAAGUGUCUUGGUAAGAGGAUAAUUAACACACACCCCUCAUUAAUCAUUUAACUUUUUAUUUGAAACAGACUUGUCUGAAUACCUGUUUUUAGAGACAGUAAACCUAGGCUAGAACAAGGACAGUUUAAUAUUUACCUUACGGAGGAUUAAAUAAAGUAAUUAUAUUUUAUAUUCUAUUCUUGCUGACACACUGUUCUAAAGAAGUCUGGGUUGAGUUUGGAAGAUAGUGAUCAUGAUUAGGAUAGUUGAUGUAAAACGUAAUAAGCAGUACCGUAAUUCAACAAAAACAGCGCGCAUUCCUAUUCCAUUUAACCACAACAUUUUAGCUAUGACGCCAACCAAUCAGAUGCCUUCUCUUUAGUGCGAAGUUAAGCUAACGUAACCAGGUUUAGUGAACGGAUGUGCAGUAACCAAGAACAAAUUCCACGUUAGCGUUUUUGUUAUUUAGACGUUUAUUGACACCGUGGAACUCCAAAAUAUGACACAUUUAACCGCGCAGUAGCAGCACAUACUUGCCUCGGGUAGUCUUUAAUUCGCGUUGGAGACGGAACUUGGUUGAUAUAUGUUAUCUAGCUAGCUGCUAACAACAAUGGCGGACUGUAUGGUUUUUCACACUCAAAUAGCCUCCAUCAUGGAGAUGCUAGCGAAUGCAGCUGUGGCAGAGAUCUGUAAACUCGUAGACGACGACUAUGCAGUGUUUCGUUUGGAAAUAACUCAAAGCCAGAAAGAAAACAGGGGGUUGCGGAGGAAACUACAGCUAUUGGAACUGAAGGUGGCACGGGAGCGCGCAGAAAGGACAAUUAGAGAGCGCGUCCUCGCCAGUCGCCCUAGUAGUGUGAAGAUCCUCGACCGAUACAGAGGAAUGGCAAGAGGUGAAGGACAUCUCGCUGGAGGCCACAGGAGCUUUGUGAAGCCAGCGGGACACAAUACAUGGAGAGAUGACCAACCAAUCACUGUUGAUGAGGGUAGUGGAACCUCAACCCAGCACAUUAUUGUGAUAGAGUCUGCAGAUGCAGAGGCUGCAGGUCCUGGGGUCAAGCUGGAGAGGUCUGAAGGAGAGGAGGACACACAGCACAGCAGAGACAUCCAGUCUGGAUCAGUGGCUGGAGUGGCGCACCCUGUAGUCACGGAAGACCUCGCCACCGCUGCAGCGCCCCAGACCAGGACCGGACGCAGCAUCACGGAGGAGGAAGAGGGUCCAGAGAUGCUGCUGGUGAAGGAGGAGGGCUGUGAGGAGGGUCUGGGGAACCCUGAGGGCACUAUGGUCAUGGAGGACAACCAGACUACACCUCCUGAACCCACAGAGGAACCAGCUGAGCAGCACAGGACCACACACAGUCUCACUGAGUCAGUAGACAUGGAGGAUGGGAAGCCUGAUCUGCUGCUGGUCAAAGAGGAGACAAUAGAAGACAGACCAGAGAGCAUUGACCUGCUGAGUGGACUAAAGAUGGGGGUGCAAGGUUGUUGGCUGGAGGAUAACAGAGGAAACUGGGCGGCCAUCAUGGAUUCCCAGACCGGUGCAGCCAAGGGCCCAGUGGACAACAUCACCAAGCAGGCCAGGACCAGAGAUGACAUAGUGGAGUCUGCAGUCCAUGAGGACCUGCUGAUAUCCGGUGUUGCUGGCGGGAGAGACUGGACCUCUGAAACAGGUGGUCACAAACCUUGGCACCGGAUCAGAACCCUGGAUCAGGAGCCUUCGCUCUUACGUCCCGAGUUGGAACCAGGACCGAACCGCGAGGGACAGAGACUCCACCACCACACAGAACACAACCAGUGGACAGGUGGACUGAACCACCUCAGUCCUGGUGGUCAUCAGAGAGACAGAGGCUCCAGUCAGGGAUCCAGUCUGCAGCCCAGACCCUUCUCUUUACAGUCUCAGUGCAGGGAUGGAGCAGGGCCUGGGGCUGAUAGAGAUCGACCCUCCUGUUCCUAUGAUACAAACACCACAGUAUCCAUGAUGAACAGAGCAGGUCACCCUGGGAUUCAGCCUUCACAGAGAGUAGUGGUCGACCCCUCUGGUGGUAGUCUAUCAGCAAGUCUGUCUUCUCCUUCAGAGUCUUGUCAAAUGCCUGGUGAAUGGGUUCAAAGAAAGCCUGGACCUGGGUCUAGCCUUCCUCAGUUACCUCAUGGUUACCCCACCAAUACAGACAGGGUCAGGAUGGGCAUUCACCACGAGCGGUACCUAGCCUAUAACACAGCAGACAAUCCCAACAACACCCAAACAAUGGCUAGAGGUCAAGGAGGGAGCUCAAAUACUCCUGUUUCUACCUUCUCUGGUGUCAUUGGGUCACAACGUGGGAGGCCGAGCGUUAGGACCGACGCCAACAAGCCGUACGCCUGCCCCACGUGUGGGAAGUGCUUCGCUGAAGCGUACUAUGUGAAGAUGCACCAGACCGUUCACACCAAGGAGAGGCCCUUCAAGUGUAAACUAUGUUACAAGAGCUUCUCCUUCCUGAGUAACCUUAUCAGACAUAGGAGUGUCCACAAUGGGGAGAAAUCGUAGCAGUGUGGCUUGAGAUGUAAACAGCGGCUAUCUGGGAACCGUUCUUUAGCUGACAUAUUAUAGUAAGAGGGUAAUCAACCACAUACCCUUCAUUAACCAUUUUGUUAAUUUGUCAUUUGAAACAGGCUUGUAAAUACCUUGUUUUUAGAGAAACCGUAAACCUAGAACUAGAACAGUUGAAUAUUUACCUUACUGAGGUGAAGUAGUCAUAUUAUUUUAUAUUCGGUUCUUGCUAACACCGCUCUUUCUAAACAAGUGUGCUCUCUGCUUGAAAGAUACUGAUCGUAGGAGAUCUGAUGUUUAAUGUCAUAAGAAGUAUUUCAAAGAACAGCGAGCAUACCUUUUUCAUUUAACCACACCCUUUGAGGUAUGACGCAAACCAAUUAGAUCGGUAGGUGGAAACCGGAAGAGAUGACUCUGACACAAUGGCGGAAACGGAUGUUUUGUUUGAAACUGCUGGCGAGUGAAGAUGACAGUGAGAAUUUCACUGGCAAAAAAGAAAGGAAACAAGAGAAGUAAAGUUGUGAUGUAAAAUAGGAAACGGUUCUUUGGUCGAGGUGAAGGUUUUGGAACAAUGGAACUUGGGAGAUCCGUUUGAAGUCUCGAUAAAUGUCAUGGAUGCGUUGGGUGAAGUGGCGUUAGUGAGAGAAGACUUGAAAUAGACAAGAUGGCGGCGUACACAUUGUUGGAUUACUUCAUGGAGCAAAAAAAGUAUUUAUUUUAAUAACAGAGCAUUUUCAUCUGAAUUCAAACGGACCCCUCGCAACAGGACACAGACAUUUUAUGGGACUCCUGUUUCCAUGAAUCGAGGACGAAGACAAUAUCACCAAACUAAAGUUGGCCGAAAAUGAUCUGUGCUACACCAAACAGUACUUAUCCGGUAACACCCAUCAAUGGAUACCAAAAGUCUUCGGAUAAAUCACAUCUGGUGUAACAAUCUGUAUCUCAGGCAGUACAAGGAAUCCUGUACCCUGAACCUGUGUAGGGAUUUGAUUUGAAUUGGACUGUGAGUGACUGAAGAAGUGGGAUGGUUUUGAUUUUUCUAUAUUUUUAUUUAGUCUAUUGUUGUUCCCCCCCUUUCCCACAAUGGAUUGUAGAGGGUGAAAACCCUCACACAGGGGGAAAACCCUAAAGCUGCCGCCAACACCUCCUUUAGAUGCACUUGAAGGUCCACACGGGAGAGAGGCUGUAAGCCUGCACGUACUGCAGGAAGAGGUUCUCAGAGAGGAGCUACCUCAGGAUACACCAGCAGAAAAAUCAUCCCACUCUAUAUCAUAGAAAGUAACCAUUCCACUCGAUAGCUUCUGACGUUUAGAUUAAACUCUUCAUUAAAGACAUAGAUUAAUUUUCGUUGUCAGCAGAAAAUAUCAUUUGGUAUAAUGAGAGUAGCAGAUUUCAGUGUUGAAUAUUCCUGGGUAGGAUAUUGCAUCCAGACAUAAAGUAUAUUUUAUAUUGUGUUUGUACUGUAUAGGCUAAAUGAUGUUCACAAAUUCAUUUUUAUUACUUCCAUUCAACUAAUUAUUUUUUUCUCCUAAAGACACUUUUAAUGAGAAAAUGAAUGCAGUUUAUCAAGUUCAUGCAGUUGUUUUGUUUAGACGUGUGUGUGGUUCUAUUGCUAAUACUCGUUUCAAUGUGUCACUGUGGGAUUUGCUCGAGGGCGGAUUAUUUGUUUGAAGUAUCCAAUCACACAGCAUUUGUUGGAGACAGAGAAGUCGAGUGGCGCUGGUCGACAAGGAUUAUCCCUCAUCUUGGUAGCCCCUCGAUGGCCAGGGAAACUCUGGCUAGCGGAGAUCAAUCUCCUGCUUUACAUCGAGCCCUGGCAACUACUGUUACGCAGGGAUCUUUUGACCCAGGCGAACUGAGAGAUGUUCCACCCUCACCCAGAAACCAUGGCCGGCUGGGCCUGGCCUGUGAGAGGGUACAUCUGAAUGUGACAUGCUUGCUUCUCUGAGUCAUUGAGGCUAUCCAGAGUGCAAGAGCCCCUUCUACACGUUCACUGUAUGGAAACAAGUGAUGCGUUUUUGAUUAAUUGGUGAGACCAAAAACAGAUUAUUCCUUACCAAUGCUCUGUAUCCGAGGUUUUCUGCUUCUCGCAGGACUUUUUGGACAUAGACCUUGACAGUGGAGAACGCCUUCCCUAUCUAGCCACUAUCUCGGGCCUGUCAUAUAGGCUUCGACAACAACACAGUAGGGAACACCCUCUGUUAUGUUGUUUCAUGAAGGGAGCGCGUCGCUUAUGCCCAGUCUCCAAGCCUUCAGCCCCGUCUUGGGGUCUGUCUAUUGUGCUUGAGGCGAUUUCACAGCAACCUUUUGAGCCGCUUGAAAACUUAGUUGAAAAAUCUCUCCUUCAAGAUGGCUUUGCUGAUUGCCCUUACAUCCGGAAAGCAAGUGAGUGAGCUGCACACACUGUCAGUCCACCAUUCGUGCCUACAGUUUGCCCCGGGGUUAUCCAAGGUAACAUUGUUACCCAACCCUGCCUUUGUGCCGAAGGUCAGCAGCAAUUACAAUUGUCUCGCCUUUCCACCCGCCACCCUUCACUUAUAUGGAAGAAGAGCGUCUCCACCGUUUAUGUCCAGUACGUGCUUUAUGCAUCUACUUAGAUAGAACGAGAGCAUGGUAUAAGAGUGACCAACUCUUUGUGUCUUGGGCAUCUACUUAGAUAGAACGAGAGCAUGGUAUAAGAGUGACCAACUCUUUGUGUCUUGGGCAUCCCCCUGUAAGUGCUGAUCUAGAAUCAGAUUUGCCUUUUAAAUCAUAAGGAAUAAGACUGUUUAGACAGGUGGGGACCUGAUCCUCGAUCAGCACUCCUACUUUGACGCUUUGUGGAUACAGGCCAGGGUCUUCAAUCAUUUUAAGUGUGGGACCACGCCUUUGAAUUAUCAAACCAUUCAAGUGUCAAGUAAUCAAAUCGACUUACAUGUUUGUAUAGUAUCAAAUGAACUAAGACGUUUUGCAUAGUAUCAAAUCAACUAACAUGAGGUUCUCUGAGGGGAGCUACCUCAGGACACACCAGCAGAAAACGCACACGGCCCACGUGUAGAGUGAUAUGUAGUACUAGUUCGUUUAUUUGUAGUUCAUUCUGGUGGAUUUGGAUAUUGUAGGGAACUGGAUGAGGUGAACUGGUGAAAUAAUGAGUAUGAUGAGGCAGAGUAGAUGGUGAUGGUGUCUGUAAAAAUGCUUCAUUGAUGAAGAGUGAUAACUAUGUCCCUUUUGGUUGAGACCGGUGUUUUAUAGUGAGAUAAUGAUGGUGCCUUAAUUCAUGUUUACUUGACAUGAAGUAGUGAAGCUGAAUGAAAUGUAAUGUUGAACCUUUUCCAAAGUAUUCAAAAAUGUAUUAUAUCAAAGCGAGGGUACCAGGUUUACAGAAAAUAUAGUGUUACCAUAGUGUCACGUAUCGGUUUGUGCAAUAAAAGUACUGUACUUCAUGUUAUGUGAUUGUAUGACCAUUUUGUAGAAAUUAAAUACAAAAUUG
Molecule: messenger RNA, 8320 nt
Organism: Salvelinus fontinalis (brook trout)
Lineage: Eukaryota; Metazoa; Chordata; Actinopteri; Salmoniformes; Salmonidae
Product: zinc finger protein 473 homolog
Exons: 7
Coding region: 2935-4848 (637 amino acids)
Cellular component (GO): nucleus
Source: RefSeq, a predicted model, not a curated record